Messenger RNA from Nilaparvata lugens (brown planthopper), 4580 nucleotides. Its product is annotated as G patch domain-containing protein 2. The transcript has 12 exons. Bases 322 to 1902 code for a protein of 526 amino acids. The record is from RefSeq and is a predicted model, not a curated record. NCBI's taxonomy places the organism in Eukaryota, Metazoa, Arthropoda, Insecta, Hemiptera, Delphacidae.
GAUCACUUCAAGUUCAGAGAAAGCGUUCGCUUUUGUGGUUUUGUGCACUGUAUGAGUAUGAGAAAAGUUUGUAAUUGUUUGGGUAAUGGUUAUUGACUUUUUUUAAAUUAAUGAAAUAGACUAAUAAUUCUUUAGAAGAAUAGUGGUUUUAAACUCGACUAAGUUUAGUAUGUAAUCGACUUUAUUUUAACGUUCUUAGAAACAAUGUAGGCUGUCGCAAACUCAGUGCUAGUUAGGUACUGAAUUUUAAGAUUCUUGUGUUCUGUUUUUAUAGAAUACCGUAACAUUUUUAUUAAGGUAGUUGAGUAGAGUAAAGAGAAAAUGGAAAGAGUUUUGAAGCCGUUCCCACCUGAUGACAACAUGGGACAGCAAAUGGAAGAGGCCGUUGAUGAGAUGACUACAACAGACGCACCUGUGACGUCACAGCCAGCUGUGGUUAGAAGGAGACCAUGGGGUACUAGAAGAAGGACACGAUCCACUGGCAGUUUACCAUUUACAUGGUAUCAGAAGGCAAGUGAUGAUUCAAGCAGCAGUGUAGGAGGUGACUGGGCAGCUAACAGAGAAAAGAUAAUAUCGAGUCUUCAUCAGAGUGAUUCGGAUGAUGUGUCAGGCGUGCAGACGUCGGGCGCACUGUUUAACCUGCAGUCCCGUCAUCUGCAGAGACAGCUGGCCGGUAACAUGGAGUCUGACUCGGUCAAUGAGAACUUCUCGCCCAUUCGCCCGAACACCAGGAGGUAUUUCACAAAAAGGAAGUUCAAAAGAAUGGCGGUGGACGUUGAGAUGGCGUCAACUUCACGGCCGAACAUUGUGCUGCCCUGUGUGGGACCACCGGGAUCCAUUGCCGGCAAAAAGAAACGAGUCCUCAGACAUAACACCAACUGUGAGAACAGAUUCUGCGGCAACACGCAAAUUCUGUCGGGCGCUUCGGGCAAACGCAAGCGCAGCAGUCACCAUCAUCACCAUCAUCAUCAUCAUCACCACCAGCACCACCACCACCACUACCGCAGUGGAGCCGGCACCAAGACCGACACCACCAGUCUGGCGGCAGACUCGCCUCGCGCGCUCGGCCUGCAGCGACUCAGCAUCCGCGAUGAGGUGUCACCGUCGCCGUUGGUUGCCAUGGAGACGGCGGCCGCCCCUGCCCCUGCCCCUGCACCGCCGAGCAACAGCUCGCUGUCCAGCUCCGAGAGCGAUACGGGAAUAUUCACCAACGAUGAGGGUCGUGAAGGUGACGACGAGCAGAGCGACUGGUUCGGGGGUGGCGAAUCGGGUGGUGGCGGUGGUGCGGCGGGGGGAAGUCGCAGCCUGUGGGAGGACUCGGACCGUGACGAGGACAUGGAGCCCUCCUUCCAGGCCCUGCUCACCGGCAACAUCGACCUAGCCGACAACCACACCUGGCAAAGAGUGCGCAUGCUCAACGAACGACUGGGUCGUGGCCAUAGAGAGAUCAGAGGAGGUCGCAGACGUGUGAGGAGUGAGAAGCCCGGAUUCAGUGUACUCACCUCGGCCAAUGAAAAGCUAUCCAAAUUCCUACAGGAUCCUGCACAGUCUGAGCUCAGGUUGCAUCCCAUGCAGAAGACAGAGAGAGACCAGCUGAGCUACCUAGCGGAACUGUACUCUCUCAACAUGAAACUAUCCGAAUCCUCUCACAAGGGGUUCACCUGUCCAAUUCUAACCAAAACCAGCAACACAAUGAGAGUGGAGCACGUAUCGUUGGGCAGGUUGAACACCCUCGGGGACUUCAAACGUCGCAGAAAGACUCCGCCCUGUGGAAGUUUGUUCAACGGAUCUGAAGCAGGUGGGACCUGUGACAAUAGCGCCAGCAGUAGUAUCGCUGCAGUACCUCAGGCGACUACAAUCAUGCCUGAUCUCCUGUCUUCUUUCGAUAAUCGCUCCAGUUAAGUUGAGGGGAUUAUCAACUACUGCAAUUUUAAUCUUUUCGAAGGUUUCAAUGCAAUAUUGAAAAGGCAGCAAUAAUUUCAAGAAGUACUGAGUUUAUUUUAGAUUAAGUUGAGUGGACUUAUGAGUCGAUGUAUCAAUAUAUAUGAAAGCUCCCUUAUCAAUUUUAGGAUAUAAAGCUCACCCUAUUGAAUUGAGCUUAAUAUUUUAUUUCUAUUGUAAAUAAUUAUUUAAAUAUAAGUCGGAAGCUGAAAAUCCUAUUUUCCAAUGAUCUCAGACAAUAUCUACAUAAUUUCAUUUCUCAUGUUUCAUUCAUGAAAAAUCGAUAUUGAAAGAAUAUCAGAAUUUUUCCUAUGCUUCCACGGAAUCGUUCCUUCUCUACAUCUGAGAACAUUUUUCAAAUCAUCCUGAUUCUUAUCCACUCACAUUGCAAGUCUUUUAAAUUUUCAUUUCCAUUAAAAUACCAUUUUAAAGAAAGAAUACCAUGGUAAAAUAGUAUGGUAUUUGAAAUCCUAUCACUUUCUUUUUAUUUUGAAAGAAAAUUCGCAUUAUUCUUCAUUAUAUUUCUCAUUUUUGAUAGUAUGUGACGAUAAAUGAAUACAACUAAUCGUUUUCCAUUCUCGUCACUAGAGCGUCUAUCUCGAAGUAAAUGUAUUUAUGUCUGCUUUCAAUGCAGAAUAGUGUUCUCUCAAAGAAGAGAAACUCAUACUCGUGAUGGAAGUAAUACUUUUUUCCGUAUUGGUUACUAUUUAAUCAAAUUCAUUGGUUUAUUCAUCCAUUUAACCAAAAGUAUUGGUUUCAGUAAAUGUCAAUUUUAUCAAAUUGAUCAGUUUUAUCAUUAAGUUACAAAAUUUAUUGUUUUAAUUAAUAAUUAUUCCAAAAUAAUAUAAUAUAUUUCAAGGCAAUUUUUAUACCUUUCUGCUCAUUUGUUUGAAAGCAAUCACUUCAUUUUAUCUUCUUACAUUCUCCAUUGUCAUUUAGCAUGUGUAUUUUUGUACUUGUAAACAUGUGUAUCCGAUUCCCAUCACAUUUGUGAACUCUUAUUCCUAAAGUUUGUAUUUUUGAGAGGUUGAAUUACUGUAUUUAGUUUGAAGUGAGUGAGAAUUUUACAAGGAUGAAUCUAAGUUGAAUUAUAUUGAACUUCAAUGAUAAAAUAGUUACAUCAAAUCUCUUUAAAUGUGUGUGUGUGUGUAAGUUCCAAAGUAACUUCAUGACGGUCGUUGUCAUUUCGAGUGAAUAGCAUUGAAUUUUACAUGUUUGAUGUAACAUAGAUUAUAAUAUAUCAUGGUUGUGAUUAUUUUCAAAAGUCAAUCAAGAACUUGUAAGUUUAGUCAAACAACUGAUAGAAUCCAUACAAAGUACAAAGUUGAAGUACAGUAUUUGUGUUACGUUGAUAAGCAGCAAUUAAAAAAUAAAAACCAUUUCAUUGAUGUUUAGAAGUAAAAUAAAUGUGCAUUUUAUAGAAAGGCUUUUUUGGAAUGUUUAGUCUACAUUUAAUAUGCCAAUUAUUGAAUUUUCUAUGUUUCAAUAAUAUAUUGUCCAUCUUGAAGACACCAAUCUUUGAAUAUAUAUUUUGGUAAUCCAUCAUCAGAUUCAUUACUUCAUUACAUAAUUGAGAUUUUAUCACUCAGCAGAUUCACACUGGAGUUUUGCUUUGAUAAACAACCUUAUUGGUUUCGAUCAUUAUUAUUCUGAAUGAAAAUUUGUAUACCUUUUUGCUUACUUGUUUGAAAGCAAACUUGUAUUUAUAAACGAUUUUCAAGAACGUUCUUAGCCAAGCACACUCUAGUUGCCUAGCAACUAGCUACAAGAAUAGUUCUGAUUAACUCCUGUUAUUGGUUGCUAAUCCAUUAAAGUUCACUUGUAGCUGAGAUGGCUCAUGAAUCUUUUAUCAGAACGGCCCUGAGGUUUCCCUUCAUAAAGAUCAAACUGGUCUAUGAAUUUUGUAAAGAUAUAAUUAUUUUAUCACCAUUAUUUCAAAAUAUUUUUUUUAAAGAGAAACGCUUUAGUUUGUAUUUCUUGACUAUUUUGUCAAUCCAGAUUUUCAUCUCAUUUGGUCUGUACACAUUUAUAAUAUUGUUUGUAAAUACAAAAAAUUGCGAAGAAACAUGUUAUUUUGAGAAAUCUCCAACAUGAAGGUUGUAUGCUGGCGCAGAUUUGUAUUCAAAUUUUUGAAAAAUAUUGUUUUAUUAAUUGAGUGAUAUAAUUUCAGUCUGAUUUUAAAGGAAAAGUGUCUUUCUUGCGAUGUUUUAAAAUAUAAAUAUAUUAUUUGGUCAUUCAGGCUACUUACUAUCCAUAAUGUAUUAAUUUUCUGGAGGGAUCGACUUACGUUGUCGUUCGGUUUUUGAUUGAAAAAAAAGUAUAAUUCCCAUUAUAUCUAUUUGAUUAAAAAAAAUGUGUGAUUUCCAUUAUAUUAAUUUCUAAUAUUUCAAUUUCAUUUUUUUAUCUAUAAUUGAUUAAUCAGGAUUCUGGUUUAUUAUGUGUUCAGGUGAUGUAAACUAACUAAUAAGAUUUUAUUUUUAUCUGUAUUUCUUAAUGUCUACAUCUAUUAAGAUAUAUUGAAUAUUGGUCCAAUGGCUAAAAUACCAAUAGAUGAGCAAAUACGGUACUGUAUUGUGGAAUUUUUAUUGUAACUGUGUAUGCUUUUCAGAGGUAAUGAAUUAUACAGUAUUACGUGAAUA